AUGUCAUAAGAUUAUCAUAAUAUGUAUGUGGAACAAAUUUCAGAGCAGAAUUAAUUGAGGAACUCUUAAUUAAAUGAAAAAGAAAGAAAAAGCCUAAUAAAAAAUGAAUACAAAAUACUGAAAGAGAAACAAAGAAAAUCUAUAGCACAAACUUAACAAAUGCAAUAAUUAUUACAAAAGCAAUUAUGUUUAGAAGAUUCAGAUUAUGAAUCAUAAUAAGGAGACCCUACAAGAAGAAGAUUUAUUUAUGAUGAUGAAAGAUAAGUGUGCAUGAUUUGUAAUUGCGCGUUUGGAAUAUCCAUUGAGGAACAUGAGAAUUAAUUGGAACAUAAGAAAAAAUUAAACUUGCAAUUUCACUAAUUAUAAAAAUACAAAACUUUCUAUGAGACAAACUUCAUAAGUUAAAAAUUAUGGAGUCUUCAACUAUUUGACAAAUUCAAAUUGGAAAAUGGGAUACGUAAUGAAGAUUUUACAAAAUUCACUAGACAAUAAUUAAAUUAGCAUUCUUAUGACUUUAAGUAAUUAGGAGAACAGACUUAAAGGAAAAUAACAGAUGAACUAUCAAAGUUAUUUGAAUUUCUUUACAUAAAUAAUAUAAAUUCAAUUAGCAUUCAAUCGAUUGUAAACUUUUUAGAAAAUGCUACUAUCAAAAAGAUUCAAGUUCUAUAAGGAAUUUCAUUUUUACUUAAGCAAUUAGGUUUAACAAAUAUUGAAAUAAAAAAUAUUGUGUAAAAUUACAAGGUAAUUAAAAAUCAAAGUGAAAGUCUAAAUUCUUAUGAUAAACUUCUCAACAAUUUAGAGAAAUUACUAAAUUAUCUAAUUGUGUUCAAAGAGUUUUAAUUGUAUUUAUUUUUAAUAAUAAUUAAAAAUACAACAAUAAACAAAAUCACUUUGUUUCGAAAUGGAUUAUCAAAGUACGAAAUAUAGUAAGGUUCAUUGAUUAUUCGCUAUUUGAAUAAAAAUGGAAAUUUAAAAAGAGCUGAUAUUGACGUAAAUCAAAUUCAUCGCGAAGCAAUCAUGUAUUUAGAGAAUUUGUAAAAGCAAGUUGAUCAUGAAGUGAAGAGUAAAGAGAUAUUUUCUACUUUUGAAAAAGCAAAACAUUAGAAUAAAAUUAUACAAGAGAUAAGAGAGAAGAUUAAAGGAGAGAGUAAUUUAGAAGUAGAAUUCAGAUAAUUUUUACAAGACUUUAAAUUGCAAGAAAUAACAAAUGUGUUGAAAAAAAUUGUUGUAAGAAAAUUUAAAUCUUAGUGUGGGG
Paramecium octaurelia is the source of this 1255-nucleotide messenger RNA. NCBI's taxonomy places the organism in Eukaryota, Ciliophora, Oligohymenophorea, Peniculida, Parameciidae. The record is from the annotation of a GenBank genome assembly.